Musa acuminata AAA Group (dessert banana) is the source of this 3074-nucleotide messenger RNA. RefSeq names its product ATPase family AAA domain-containing protein FIGL1. The record is from RefSeq and is a predicted model, not a curated record. The transcript has 14 exons. NCBI's taxonomy places the organism in Eukaryota, Viridiplantae, Streptophyta, Magnoliopsida, Zingiberales, Musaceae. Gene Ontology annotation, molecular function: ATP binding; ATP hydrolysis activity. The coding region runs from base 10 to 2169 and encodes 719 amino acids.
UCGGGCUCGAUGAUACCGACAGUCGAAAGCAGUGAGAGAGGGAAAGAAGCGACGACGCAGAGAGAAAUGGCUGAGGAGAGGAGCGGAGGGGAGGGUGAAGAAGGGAAGAGUUCGGCCUCCGCCACGAAUAAUUGGAGAAAGGAGGUCGACGUUAAACUGAAGCGGCUCCAAUCCCUCCUGUUCGGCGCCGAUCUCGCCCUGGAGCGGGGCGAUCACGCCGCCGCCGGAACCCUCGCUCUCCGCCUCAUCGGCUUCCUCGACUCACAGGCGAGAAACCCCAUUGACGCUUCCUUCGUCAGUCCCAUCCGCGCCGAGGCUUCCUCCAAGCUCGCCGCCGCCUCCCGCGCCCUCGCUGUCGACUCGGAUCGACAGGCAUUUGAACAAGCAAGAAAAGAUGUUGGUUGUAUUUUUUUUAAAAAAGGAGAUGUUGACAUCGAGAAGAUUAAGGAGUCCAAGUAUUUCCGAACUUUCAUCAAUAAGUCCAAAGAAAAUGUUGCUGGAGAUUUGAUCAACAACACAUCAUCAUGUAGCAAUUCUUCGGCUGUUAAAGGUUCUGAUAUCAAGGAAAACCAGAGGAUACUGGAUAAACAACAUGAAAAGUCAAGCAUCCAUACGGCAAAGCUUAUGACACAGACAAAAAUAACAUCAAUAUAUGGCAAUAAACCCUCAAAUCCAGAUAAUGCGACUUACAAGACAGUUCGGAAUUGCCAAAGUGACAUUCCUCAAGAGUGCACUGUUUUUGACAAUGAAAAGACAAGUAGCAAUAACUCUUUGAAAAACAAAGAUGGCCCUGUUUGUUUGCAAGGUGAAGAGAUAGAAAAACCACAUGGAAUGACUUCAAGAUCAAAGCACCGGCACUCAGAAUUUACAAGUCCAAUUUGUGAAAAUGCAAAGUCUCCUUCAAGUAAUGAAGAAGCUAGUCUAGAUAUUUCUCACCAUGGAUUUGUGACCGCAAGGACAAAAUUGGAAAUGGAUGCUAAGCAAAGACCUUGUUCAAUGGGCCCUGCAAAUGCCUCUGUGUCACCGCAAGUCAAUAAUAAUUCAUUUGGGAAUGUGAGAAACUAUGGCAUGAGGUAUGGCAAUGUUACCCGUCGUGGUGUUCGAGGUAACUUUGUCCCACCUAUCAGAUCCAGUGGAGGCAAUACAGGUAAUAUGAUUAGCCCAAGGAUUUCAGGGCAGUGUGAUGAUGCUCUGCAAGAUUCAACAAGAAAAUGUAUAGAAAUGUUGUGUGGCCCUGAUGGUGAACUGCCUGAGAAGUUGAGGAACUUGGAACCUCGUCUUAUUGAACAUGUAAGUAAUGAGAUAAUGGAUAAAGACCCUAAUGUCCGGUGGGAUGACAUAGCUGGCUUGGAGCAUGCUAAGAAAUGUGUGACAGAGAUGGUAAUAUGGCCUCUUUUACGUCCUGACAUAUUUCAUGGUUGUCGUUCUCCAGGAAGAGGUCUACUGUUAUUUGGUCCUCCUGGAACAGGUAAAACAAUGAUUGGAAAAGCCAUUGCUGGAGAGGCAAAAGCAACUUUUUUCUAUAUAUCAGCAAGUUCGUUGACGAGCAAGUGGAUUGGUGAGGGGGAAAAGUUAGUCAGGGCACUUUUUGGAGUUGCCAGCUGUCGUCAGCCUGCUGUCAUAUUCGUGGAUGAAAUAGACUCCCUAUUGUCACAGCGAAAGUCUGAGGGUGAGCAUGAGUCAAGCAGGCGACUUAAAACACAAUUUUUGAUUGAAAUGGAAGGAUUUGACGGUGGAAAUGAUCAAAUUCUGCUAAUAGGAGCUACUAAUAGGCCGCAAGAGCUUGAUGAAGCUGCUCGCAGGCGACUAACUAAACGGUUAUAUAUACCUCUUCCAUCAUCAGAAGCAAGAGCCUGGAUUGUUCGUAAUCUUUUGGAGAAGGAUGGGCUCUUCAAGCUUUCAGAAGAAGACAUAAUUGCAAUCUGCAAAUUAACUGAAGGUUAUUCAGGAUCAGACAUGAAAAACCUUGUAAAAGAUGCAUCUAUGGGGCCACUUAGAGAAGCUCUAAGACAGGGCAUUGAGAUUACAAAACUUAGAAAAGAGGAUAUGCGGGCAGUUACUCGUCAGGAUUUUGAGUAUGCAAUGCAAGAAGUAAGACCUUCUGUUUCCUUGAAUGAAUUGAGUACCUAUGAGGAGUGGAACAGACAAUUUGGGAGCUUGUUGAUUUAGCCAUCUGAUUAACAACAUGCGCUGGGAACAGGAAUUGCCACGGCCAGCUGUUGUUGGAUCCAUGAUAUGCUUUAAGCUCUUUAAACAAUCUUUACCCGUAGAUGUGUAUCUGUAGGGGUCUUGCAAUUAUUUGUGUUAAUAGCAAUUUACAUGUAUGAGAAUCAGCCGUAAGGAGAUUUUGUUUCUGUUGAUCUCCAGAAAAUUGAAGUUACUUGGGUGUGGUGGCUUGGCUUGCAUUGAAUUUAAUUAACAAUAUGCUCACUUGAGUUUGUAGAUUUCCAGUAAUGUAUUACGCAAUCCUUAUAUCAAUGCUCACAUCAUUUUUGCAUAGAGAUGACCAAUUAAGUUGUGUUAUUGUAGAUAUUCCUGAUGUAGCUUCAGGCGUAUGCAAUACUGAUUGACUGUGUUCAAAGUUUCACUUUUUUGCCCAAGUCAAAACAUCAUGAUCGGAACAUCGGUUACUAGUGGUCAAGAGCAAAUUGGUUGGGUAGGUGUUGUAUGGCUCCAAGAAAGUCCUGCUGAUCACCAACUCUCUAGUUGUUCUCGUUGAUAAUUCCUGUUAAUCAUUGCAGAUGUUUUACCCUUAUCACUCCAAGAUUUGCAUCUGGUUUUAUCAUCUGGUAAUCUUUCCUUUUAGAAUUACUUGGAGCAAAUGAUUUGAAGUGAAUUGCUAAUGAAUGGACAACAUUAAGCAAAUGACACUUGGUUUCAUGAUUUGUAGCUUCUUUUUGAAGGGCAACUCUUUAAUUCCUAACUCAUUUGACUGCAAUCUAUGUUAAUUCUCUUAUUCAGAAGUUCAGACCCUCUCUCUUUUUUUUUUCUGUCUAUUUGGGUUAUACAGGUGACUUCUGUUCUUCAAUGGACCAAAUGCUGACGGAAGCAAGAUAAGGAAGAACACAUCAUAC